AUGGAGACAAAGGCCGUGACUGUCACGAAGGCUACGUACAGAAGUAUGCUUGUCAGUAAAACUCUUCCUGCAAUCUUCGACAAAUUUCCCAUGGACGUACAACGUAUUGUGGUACAGCAUGACAAUGCGAAGCCCCACGCAGUCUCCUUCGACAGCGAGGUUAUUGCUGCAAGCAAGCUCAACGAUCGGCAUAUUGUGUUCGGUGACCAGCCAGGAAACAGCCCGGACUUGAACGUCCUUGACUUGGGCUUCUUCAACUCGAUCCAGUCGCUCCAGCAAAAGAUGCCCGCUUUCACAGUUGACACGUACCUUGCUGCUCGUCUUGCUGACCUUUGA
Aphanomyces invadans is the source of this 336-nucleotide messenger RNA. RefSeq lists its product as hypothetical. Gene Ontology annotation, molecular function: nucleic acid binding. The record is from RefSeq and is a predicted model, not a curated record. Lineage: Eukaryota; Oomycota; Saprolegniomycetes; Saprolegniales; Verrucalvaceae. The transcript has a single exon. The coding region runs from base 1 to 336 and encodes 111 amino acids.